This is a messenger RNA of Ananas comosus (pineapple), 1218 nucleotides long. Its product is annotated as WRKY transcription factor WRKY51-like. Gene Ontology annotation, biological process: regulation of DNA-templated transcription. NCBI's taxonomy places the organism in Eukaryota, Viridiplantae, Streptophyta, Magnoliopsida, Poales, Bromeliaceae. Gene Ontology annotation, molecular function: DNA-binding transcription factor activity; sequence-specific DNA binding. The record is from RefSeq and is a predicted model, not a curated record. The transcript is spliced from 4 exons. The coding region runs from base 135 to 1058 and encodes 307 amino acids.
CACUCUUCUCCAUCACCUCUCUCCUCUCUCCGCCUCAGUCGAUCUAGGGUUUCAAACCUCUGCUAGGGUUUCGAUUCGGAGUGGUGUGUGUGUUGGGGGGAGGGGGGCGGAGAGGGGGUGGGGAGGAGGCGAUCAUGAUCCAGGAGGCGGCGGCGGCGGGGAUCCGGAGCGUGGAGCGGCUGAUCGCGCAGAUCUCGAGGCAGCAGGAGUCGGCGCCGGCGCCGGCGCCGGCGCCGGUCGACUGCCGCGAGAUCGCCGACUUCACCGUCGCCAAGUUCCGGAAGCUCAUCUCCGUCCUCAACCGCACCGGCCACGCCCGCUUCCGCCGCGGCCCCUCCGCCCCCGUGGAGGAGGAGGACGAGGAGGAGCCGCCGCUGCGAACCCUAACCCUAGCCCCGAACCCGCCGAAGCCCUCGCCGUCGCCGGGGAAGGGGCCGGCCACGGGGCUCGCCCUAAGCCUAGAUUUCGGUAAGGCGAUCGGGAUCGGGGCCGGGGAGGAGAGCUUCAGCAUCUCGUCGGCGAACUCCUCGUUCCUCUCGUCGAUCACCGGGGACGGGAGCGUCUCCAACGGGAGGCAAGGGGGCGCGGCGUCGUCGUCGUCUCUCCUCUUCGCCCCUCCUUCCUCCGCCUCCGCCGCCGCCGCCGGGAAGCCGCCGCUCAUGUCGUCGUCGCCACUUAUCAAGAAGAGGUGCCACGGCCACGGCCACGGCCACGGCCACGCACACGCCGAGGACGUGGCUGGGAAGUACGGCGUUAAUGGCGGACGAUGCCACUGUUCGAAGAGAAGGAAAUUGAGGGUGAAGAGGACGAUACGGGUGCCGGCGAUAAGCUCGAAGGUAGCGGACAUCCCCCCCGACGAGUACUCGUGGCGCAAGUACGGCCAGAAGCCCAUCAAGGGCUCCCCUUAUCCCCGGGGAUAUUACAAGUGUAGUACGCUGCGGGGAUGCCCUGCACGGAAGCACGUGGAGAGGGCGCCGGACGAUCCCGCCAUGCUCAUUGUUACGUAUGAGGGCGAGCAUCGCCACACCCACGACCCCUCUCACCCCCUCAACGCCUGAGAUCCCAUCUCAGCCGUCCCUUUUCUUUUUUUUUUCCUUUUUCUUUAAUGUUUUUUUUUUUUUGUUUACCUUUUUCUUGAAAUGUGUAAAUGGUGUUUGGAGAAGUUAUUAGAAAACGAAAAAGGAGACGGUUUGGUUGAUAUUUUACUGGUUGUGAUAA